Tremella mesenterica DSM 1558 is the source of this 462-nucleotide messenger RNA. RefSeq lists its product as uncharacterized. The transcript has a single exon. Gene Ontology annotation, molecular function: DNA binding. The record is from RefSeq and is a predicted model, not a curated record. Gene Ontology annotation, biological process: DNA integration; DNA transposition. The coding region runs from base 1 to 462 and encodes 153 amino acids. NCBI's taxonomy places the organism in Eukaryota, Fungi, Basidiomycota, Tremellomycetes, Tremellales, Tremellaceae.
AUGGUAGGGUACCCAAUUUCCCCCACAAAAAGGGCUAGAAUAGCCGAAGCAGCCCUUCACUCCACUCCCACCACUGCCGCUGCUCGUUUUGGCUGCAGCCCUAGUACCGUCACUCGUAUAUGCCAACGCCUGAAUCUACGUGGUCAUACCAAGACCAAAACCCAACCUGGACGUCCAAAGAAGCUUUCUGAUUGCGAAAGAACAAGAAUAAAACAUGCGUUAUUGAAAAGUCGCCGUCAAAGUCUCAAACAAGUACUUUCUCUUCUCAAAAAGGAAGGGAUCCACAUCUCCUGCUCUCUUCUUCGAUCCACCAUGCGUCAAAUGGGUCUGAAACGUCGUGUAGCUCGUACAAAACCUCUCCUUACUGCUCAGCAUCGCAAAGAACAUAGAGAAUGGGCCAAACAAUACAAAGAUUUCACUGGAGGACAGGGAUUUAUACCGAUGAAGCAAAGAUGUGGAUAG